Molecule: messenger RNA, 2144 nt
Organism: Suncus etruscus (white-toothed pygmy shrew)
Lineage: Eukaryota; Metazoa; Chordata; Mammalia; Eulipotyphla; Soricidae
Gene: NPTX2
Product: neuronal pentraxin 2
Exons: 5
Coding region: 51-1346 (431 amino acids)
Source: RefSeq, a predicted model, not a curated record
CGGCCGCCUGCCCAUGCAGAAGUGAAGAAGUGAGCGCGGCCCGCGGCGGGAUGCUGGCUCUGCUGGCCGCCGGCUUGGCGCUCGCCCUGGCCGCGGGGGCUCAGGACGACCCGGCGCCGCCGCCGCUGGGCAGUCACUUCGUGUGCACCGCGUUGCCCCCCGAGGCGGCGCGCGCCGGCUGCCCGCUGCCCGCGAUGCCCAUGCAAGGCGGCGCGCUGAGCCCCGAGGACGAGCUGCGGGCCGCGGUGCUGCAACUGCGCGAGACCGUCGUGCAGCAGAAGGAGACCCUGGGCGCCCAGCGCGAUGCCAUCCGCGAGCUCUCCGGCAAGCUGGCGCGCUGCGAGGGGCUGGCGGGCACCAGAGCGUCAGCCUCGGGCAAAGACACCAUGGGCGACCUGCCCCGGGAUCCGGCUCACGUCGUGGAACAGCUCGGCCGCUCGCUCCAGACCCUCAAAGACCGCCUGGAGCGCCUCGAGAACCAGCUCCGGGCCAACACGUCCAGCACCCCACUGCCUGGGGAGUUCCGAGAGGUGCUCCAGCAGCGGCUGGGCGAGCUGGAGAGGCAACUGCUGAGCAAGGUGGCAGAGCUGGAGGACGAGAAGUUGCUGCUGCAUAAUGAGACGGCAGCACACAGGCUGAAGACAGAGAAUGCUCUGGGCGCACUGCUGCAGCGGGUCCUGGAGCUCGAGCGUGGCAACAGUGCCUUCAAGUCCCCGGACGCCUUCAAGGUGUCCCUACCCCUGCGCACCAACUACCUGUACGGCAAGGUCCGGAAGACAUUGCCUGAGCUAUAUGCUUUCACCGUCUGCCUGUGGCUGCGCUCCAGCGCCUCGCCGGGCAUCGGCACCCCCUUCUCCUAUGCAGUGCCCGGGCAAACCAAUGAGAUCGUGCUGAUUGAGUGGGGCAACAACCCCAUCGAGCUGCUCAUCAAUGACAAGGUGGCUCAACUGCCCCUUUUCGUCAGCGAUGGCAAGUGGCACCAUGUCUGCAUCACCUGGACGACACGGGAUGGGCUCUGGGAGGCCUUCCAGGAUGGCGAGAAGCUGGGAUCCGGGGAGAACCUGGCACCCUGGCAUCCCAUCAAGCCGGGGGGCGUGCUAGUGCUUGGGCAGGAGCAGGACACCGUGGGGGGCAGGUUUGAUGCCACACAGGCGUUUGUCGGGGAGCUGAGCCAGUUCAACCUCUGGGACCGUGUCCUACGUGCCCGGGAGAUCGCAGCCAUCGCCAACUGCUCCAGCGACAUGCCUGGCAACGUCAUCCCCUGGGUGGACAACAAUGUGGACGUGUUCGGGGGUGCAUCCAAAUGGCCCGUGGAGACAUGUGAAGAGCGACUGCUGGACCUGUAGCUGCCCCUCCUGAGCAGAGGGGCUGAGUGCCGUGUGUCCCUUGCUUCUUUGCUCCUUCCCCAAUCUCCCAGGAGUGCGGGUGUUGGAGAGCCCUGAACCUGCACCCCUGACAGUGAUCCUGUCCUGCUCGUCCUUGCCAUCCCUUAUGUCUCAUGUGCUCCCUCUUGCAAUCUCAAAGGCUUUGCAGCCAUCCUGCUGCCCCGUACGGCCAUGUCCCCCAUGUGCAGUGUAUCCCUCUGUCUCCCAGCACGCAAGGCCUCACCCACAGCUGACACUUUCCUUCCCAGGAACUCCUGAGCUGGGGAGUGUGUGGUUCCUGGGAGAUGCUGGUUGGGGCCUCGCAGGGUUCCCCAUCUCGGCCACACUGACCACCGGCUUUACUCCUGAAGCUCAGGAGCCUUUGCGGUGUCUGGCUUUGCCAAAGCCUCUUCUCAACGGUGCCAAAUGUCCCGCCACAGCUCUGUCCUCUUUCCUGCCUGGUCCCAAGGCAGGUCCCUGCUGGCAUCUCUCCAUUUUUCAUCUCUCUGUCUCUCCAUCUCUCUGUCUCUCCCUGCACUUCCCUGGAGCUGAUCCUCGAUGCUCAGUGAGGGUAUGGGGUAGGAGGAGACCCAGAGGAAGGAACUUGGCGGGCAAAGUUUAUAAUGCAGAAUAUUAUAUAUUUUAUUUUUCAUACACAUUCCAAGUGCACAUCUGUGCAUGCCUCAUGGGCAGAACUCUAGUUGCCUGCCCCUCUCAUCAUGUGUGCCCCCAAAAGCCUGCAAGGGGGAAAAAGUUUGGAUUAAAGUUGCCCUGGAAGUG